Messenger RNA from Angiostrongylus costaricensis, 1005 nucleotides. The record is from the annotation of a GenBank genome assembly. Lineage: Eukaryota; Metazoa; Nematoda; Chromadorea; Rhabditida; Metastrongylidae.
AUGGUUUUGCGAAAGUUUCCGCCGGUUCCGCCAACACAGAAAGCAUUGCCGACGCUGGCGAUAUUUCCAAGCGAUGUGAAUAAUAGUGAAGAUAAAUUCGUCCGACUUAUCCGUGGAAGAGACGCCAGCUGGAAUGGUGGGCGAACACCACAGAGGCUUAUUCGCCUUGUUCCAGUGCGAAGCAAUGGUGCUCGUCCACAUUCUAUCGGUGACUUAAUUGUACAGUCCAAAGAGGAGCCUCUCAGUAGAAUCGCCAUAGUCCUAGAAAAGGUUGCAAGCGCAUCUGAGAACUAUAAUGCCUCCAUAGAUCGAAUAAUCGACGAAAAAUUAACGAGAAGAGAUGAAUGUAGCCGUGAACACCACCGAAGCCGUGUUGAAGAAACAGAGAAGUAUCUUCCACGUGGCGGUUCGAAAGAGAACAUCAUGGGUUCACGUCCUAGUUCAAUUAAGCUUGACACUCUUAUAACUAUAGCCAAUAUGGCUCAUGUAAUUUUUGGUCUUCUUCUCAAUGGUCAACAAAGCAUCGACUUACGUCUUGACGGUAUUCAAAGAGAACAACUGGAAAAUAAGCAACAUAUGGAAAUUGGACUAAGAAAUGUCGUCGACGAGUUGAAAGCCGAAAUGGUUGAUAAAGCUCUUGAGCAUGCGGUGGAACUGGAGAGGAUGAAGAUUAAGCAAGAACAUCUCAACGAUGACUUCAGCUUAUUGAAUAUUCGUCUGGGAGAGAUGGAACACCUAGUGUCGAAACUAAUGCAGGAAUCUGAUGAACCAGCAAUUCAAGUGGUCAGAGUGCAAAGCACCAACGAACCGAGUAAAAUCGAGGAACUGCCGCUAAGUGACGAUUCAGUCCAUAGCGUGUUGUCCGUUUCUUCUGGGUCGCCUACUGAAGGACCGGCUGAUUCUGAAACGCGGAAACCUUCACAAGCGUUCAUACUUACUCAGAGACCAGCUUGCGAAACAGUUAAAAUCAUCAGAGGAGAUAAGACAGAUACAACGCAUCUUUGA